ACUUCCAAAUUUUCCCGGACUGAAAAUGUUCUCUUGAACACUCGAGAGAGGGAGAGAGUGUGUGUGAUUUUUGUCGAUCAGAAGCAGAAAGGCUUAAUUACAAUUCCCCAUAAACAACAAUGUGGAAGCUUAACCAGUCUAUUUUGGGUGGAGAUGAAGAGAGAGAAGACAACUCGUGGGAUGAGAGUGAAGGCCUCUGCUCUCUCUCUCCUAUGCAGAGAAUGUACGCGUUCGCUGCCUGCAUGAUCGCUGGCCUUGUUUGUAUGUUUCUGUCACUGAUUGUUUUUGCCAAACCCAUCAAGUUUGCAGUGUUAUUCACUUUUGGGAAUGUGUUGGCUGUCGGAAGCACAGCCUUCCUCAUUGGACCUGGGCAACAGAUAAGAAUGAUGUUUGAUCCUGUCCGUGUUUAUGCUACAGCUAUUUAUGUUGGAUGUGUUGUUGUUGCUCUCAUCUGUGCUCUUUUGAUCCAUAGUAAGAUUUUAACAAUACUUGCAAUUAUAUGUGAGAUCUGUGCCCUUCUUUGGUACAGUUUAAGCUACAUUCCAUUUGCCCGCGGAAUGGUUUCUAACUUGAUGAUACGUCUUUUUGACACUGAGAUAUAGACAAUGCAACUUCAAAGGAUUGUAUCUCCAAUUUAAUCGUCAAAGAAAAUUCUGAGGCACUGAGAUUUGAUUGACUCCUCCAUAUUCCCUUUUCUCUAAUUUUUUAAUUUAUUUUUCCCUCAUCCUUGAGUUGGCUUGUAAUGCGUUAUAUAUUAGGGUUGGAUUGUUUGGGCUUGUGGUUGUUUUGGUGAUGGAGGUUGUAUCUUUGGGUUCUUUUCUUAUUCCUGGUGGUUUCCUCUUGUUUCUCUUUUACUUCCUUUGAUGUGUCAAUGAGACAGUCAAGGCUUCAUUUAUUGAGCAGAAAAGAAAAAGCAACAGGGCCAGGCCUGUUAGUAAGA
Molecule: messenger RNA, 940 nt
Organism: Cornus florida
Lineage: Eukaryota; Viridiplantae; Streptophyta; Magnoliopsida; Cornales; Cornaceae
Exons: 6
Coding region: 120-602 (160 amino acids)
Biological process (GO): vesicle-mediated transport
Cellular component (GO): membrane
Source: RefSeq, a predicted model, not a curated record